CGACAUCCCAAAAAGCGACCAUGACAGACAGCCGUCUCGUGGUUUCAUCAACUGUCACUUGAGAGGCUGUCACUCUCCAUCUACGCUGUAGCGCUACAUUGUCGCCUCGAGAUUUUUUUGGAAACCACGGCGGAUCGCCCCAUCUAAUUAAUCUAUUCUCUGUUUGCCGAAGGCAAAAGCGAUCGCACAAUCAUCGGCGGUAGCAAGGUUUCUUUUGAUUGACUCGAACUGUACAUGUAUGUACGAUACCCCCACCCUACCCAAGCCUACCCACCAUGACAUCUGUUGUCUACACUGUGGGGAAUACCUACCAAUUAAUUCCAUCUCAUCGUGCCAAACUGGAUCGCAGUGGUCAACACCGCAAAACCCAUGAUUGGACUUUGUUUGUGGACAUUUUGGAAGGGGAUCCAGAUGUCAUUCAGAGGGUGACAUUUGAUCUGGGCAGCACCUUCCAGCCACGAUCCUUUGCUUGUUCUUGUCCCAUUUCCGUCAAACGUCCCGAUGGAACCAAGGUCUGGCGUUUUAGUACGCGACAACAGUCCUAUGGCGGCACUGUGGCCAAGAUUAGUCUUCUAGGAGCUGGAGGGACUCGCGAGGAUGGACCCCAUCAUAGCAUUGUUCUCGGCGCACAAAGCUACGGUACCCGUCAGCAUUCCUUCACAGAACGAGCCGCUGUAAGACCUCUGCCGAUGCUCAAGAUUAACCCCAACCAAAAUUUCGGAAUUGAAUUGGAAUUGACAUCCACCGAUGCUACCACUUCAGUGGAACAGAUUGCGAGCAAGCUGACACACAAACUCAAAGGCCGCUUUGGAAGAAUUGUUUGCAUCCAAAACUACGCGGAUGCCCACAACACUACUUCAGUAUGGAAGAUGGUCCCGGAUUCCUCCAUUGUCUGUAGCCGCAAUGCUCCCUAUUGUACCAAAUUUGAAUUGGUCUCUCCCAUUUUGGUGGGAGGAGGAGGACUCAAUCAAGCAUCUCGGGUUCUAGAUGCCUGUAAUCACAUCAACAACGCCAGUCUGCAAGUCAACAAGAGUAUGGGAUUUCAUGUUCAUGUCGAUGUCUCUGGUUUGAGUCUCGCACAGCUCAUCAAGAUUGCUCAAAACUGCAUCAAAUACGAAGAUGUCAUUGAUGCUCUGGUGCCUCCCUCCCGACGCACAGGAAGCAUGGAAUGCGACCAGUUUUUCAAAUCCAAUCGCCAGGCACUCGAUGAUAACGGGUACACGACAAACAAGCAACGCCAUGAUGCACUGGGUAGCUGCAGCAGCGUGGCGGAGUUGGCAGAUCUCAUGAACCCGGGCAGCAGUCGAUACCACAAGAUCAACCUGCAGAAUCUCGUGACGGGACGUCAGCCCACCAUUGAGUUUCGUCAACAUUCUGCCACGAGCAAUUCGAGAAAGGUCUCUAGCUGGGUGCGUUUCUGCGUCACUCUGGUCUCCAAUUCGGCUCGUCUGGCAGCUCCAUCACCCUUCAAGGAGGACCGUGAUGUCGACUUUCAAUUCGAGGCACUGUUUCAAUUCGUGGUAAAAGACCGGGCAUUGCGAGAUUAUUACCGUGGUCGACGUGAUGACUUGGAAUUGGAAGAGGAGAGUGCUUGUUGUCGGGGAUGUGCCUCUGGAAGCGGCAUGUGCCAUGCUCACAGUCAGCGUAGAGCCAACAAGGUUUACGGAUAAACCCAACGGGCUCGAACGAUGGUGUCGGAAAACGAGGAACUAUCGCGUAGCGCCCAAUGAAAAAGAGGCUUGGAAUAUUCGCAAAUGCAUCUUCUAAUGGAAAAAGGUGGCUUGCUUACCGGUAGCAGAUACGACAACACGAGAAGACAUUUCGGCUUCUUGUUGUAUGGCUUUAUGAUCUACAUAGAAUUUAUCUUGCAGGUUUCUCGGGGACGUCAACAAUGGACAGGUCGUGUCCUUGUUCGACUACGAUACAGUAGCUUCUGAAGUCCCCAAAUAUUAUUUACUUGAUAUAUGAAUUAUUGUUUCUAUGUAACCGUACCAAGCUACUGUGCUUGGUAGUUCAUUCGUUCUCGUGUUGAGUUCUUGACAAAAAUCCCCGAGAUUUUAUGGUUGUUCCGCCCCAGCUUUCGUCAGCGUAUUCUUUUUCGACCUUUUUGCUUGAUGCGUCGCGUGCAUGUGUUCACGUCACCUCAUUGUUCUUUAGAAUGAGGUUUUUCCUUGUAUUUAUUCUUGUCGCCACUUGAUGUACCAAGCUCCCCACGAGCCAUUCUUCAGUCCUUUGUCUCUGGCAGCUACUGUACGGUGGCCCAAGACGCAUGCUUCUUGCCCCUUGUGGAUGAUUGUUUCAUUCCCAAACAUGAUCGAGUGAGAGAACGUUUGGGUGAUGAUUUGGGCUGCAUGCUGUUCAUAAUAGUGGCAGGAGUAUCGUCUUGCUCGGCCACGACAGGAGGCGGCAGCUUUCGUUUCUUGUUGUUUCGUUUUGGAUUGCGUUCGUUGGCGACAUCCAUGAUUCGAUUGUAGAGAACGUUCUGGUGCAGUAUGUUGCGACAACCCAAUCCUUCAAAGACGACAGUCCAUUGUUCGAGUUUUCGAAUCUUGCCCAAACACCCCACCGUGAGGCAAUGUUCUUGGACGGCCUGGGAGUAGAUUGUAAACGUACUGGCGUCAUUCCAUUCGGCGCCAAUGGCUGCCAUUAUAUCGACCAGAUCUUGAGGUGUGUUGUCGUCGUCGGCAUGGCUCAUGUUGUUGUUGUUGUUGUCGAGCAUGGCUUGGUGAUGGGUUCGGAGUUGGUUCUCCAGGAUCAUUCGAUGCAACGCGUUGUCGAUGCCAAUUCGCUGAAACAAAUCCGCAAAGAGCGCGGGUCGUUUCAACGCCCCUUGCAACAAGGCUUCCAAUUCCCCUUCCAUCUUCUUGGUCGACAAUACCAAUAAUAAGGGACUGUACGUCUCGUGGUAAUGCGAUCCUCCCAUGCAUUGUAACGCUCGUUGGAAAUCGGAAAUCGAGCAGGACUCCAAGGAUUGACCUGAUUUUGGAAGAUAAUUUCCCAUGAUGAAUGAUUGGAAUAGAUAGUUUUCUUUCUUCGUCCUUCCUUCAACUAGCUA
Messenger RNA from Seminavis robusta, 3055 nucleotides. Lineage: Eukaryota; Bacillariophyta; Bacillariophyceae; Naviculales; Naviculaceae. The record is from the annotation of a GenBank genome assembly.